Messenger RNA from Aphidius gifuensis, 2655 nucleotides. RefSeq names its product replication protein A 70 kDa DNA-binding subunit-like. Bases 388 to 2217 code for a protein of 609 amino acids. NCBI's taxonomy places the organism in Eukaryota, Metazoa, Arthropoda, Insecta, Hymenoptera, Braconidae. The record is from RefSeq and is a predicted model, not a curated record. Gene Ontology annotation, biological process: DNA replication. Gene Ontology annotation, molecular function: DNA binding. Gene Ontology annotation, cellular component: nucleus. The transcript has 7 exons.
GUGUGAUGUGUGACACAGAUUUUUCUCUUGUUUUUUAUUUUUUUUAUGGAAAAUUUACCAAUAGAAGCUUUUGCCGCCAAAAUAUAUUUACCGCGUAGGCGUUUGUCGAAAAACAAGGAGAAUAAAAAAAUAAAAAGUCGGUCUCCACUUGAACGGUUGGAUACGACGGUAAGUCGUUCAUUUGGAUCUUGGAGUCUUGGACUGUCUUGGACUUGCUUGGACUUGUUCAGAGUGAUUGGCUGGUGCCACUUGGUGCAUAUUUUUGUUUAUAAUUAAUAUCCAACUUAUAUUACGUCUUUUUUAUAAAAUGACAAGCUAAAAUUAUCAACAAUUUAUUAAAAAUAAUUUCAAUUAAAUAAUUAUAUUAAUUAUUUAAUAUAUUUCAAGAUGAUCUCACUUAGAAGAGGAUCAAUAGAGCGAAUUUUAAGGGGAGAACAAGUUGCCAAUACAACUGUUCAAGUAUUGGAUAUUGUAAAGAUUCCUUCAACUGACGGUGAUAGCUAUCAUUAUCGCCUUGAAAUAUCUGAUGGUGAAUUCAAGUAUUCAUUCGCAGCAUUGUCACAAAGCUUAAAUCACCUCGUGAAAGAUAAUAUUAUUGAUCUAUUGGCAAUUGUUAAAUUGGAUGAAUAUUUUAUGUUGAGACGUAAUAUUAACCAAGGAAGACCUGACAAUGUCAUUAUAAUAUUUAGUCUUAAUGUUUUGGUGAAAGGUGACAGAGUACAAUAUAUAAUUGGUCAGCCGAAAAAGUAUGUUUGUUCAUUCAUAAGUGCAUAUGAUCAAUUAAAUUCACUAAUACCACCAAAAAAAAAUAUUGGUGUUGAAAAAGAAGCUUGUUCACCUCCAAAAAUUCCAAGAAUUGAAGAAAAAAAAUUAAAUUCAAGCAAAGCUGAUAGUUCAUCUGCCAAAAUAAAACCAGAUAAUGAAAAAAGUUUAAUUUUUAUGGCUGGCAAAACUUUGAAACCAAUUUGUGAUUUGGAUGAUUCUUCAAGAAACUGGGUAAUCAAAGCCAAAGUUGUUAGUAAAUUUCCCGUUAUGAUAUGGACUAAAGCUAAUGGUUCUAGUGGUCCAAUGUUCAGUUUCAACUUAUUUGAUGAAAGUGGCGCGAUUCGAGUCAGAGCUUAUAACAAUGAGGUAAAUCAAUUUAAUGAUGUAUUUCAAGAAGGUCAAUAUUAUUUUGUAGCUGAUGCACAAGUUAUGAAAAUAACAGAUAGAAAAAACAAUACAACAAAUCAUUUAUAUGAUAUGAAAUUAAUGCCACACACCAAAGUAACUCUCUGUAAUGUUGAAGAAGAAGUUGAAGAAGUUUCAACGAUAAUUAAAAAAUAUAAAUAUAUGCCUCUUGAAAAUAUAAAUGAAUUGGUAGGUGUUAAAAUAAAUGAUUAUGUUGAUGUUCUUUGUGUUAUAAAAAACAUUGACAAAGUUCAAGAAGUAACUAAAAAAACAGGAAGUUUAUUCAACAAAAGAAACGUAAUUUUAAUUGACCAAUCAAGAGCUGAAAUUACUUUAACAUUAUGGGGUCAACAUGCUGUUGAAUUCAAAGCAAAUAAUGGUGAUAUUAUUGAAAUUAAAAAUUCAAAAGUUGGUGAAUAUUAUUAUUCUAGAACAUUGUCAGGUAAACGCAAUUUAAUGACACUUAAUCCAGAUAUUCCAGAAGCUAAAAGUCUACGUAAAUGGUAUGAAAUAUAUUCAUGGUGUUCACUCACAGAAGGAAUUAACAAAAGCCUCCAAUCAAUAUAUAAAAUGCCUGAACCAUUUAUUUCUAAAGUUGAAAUAAAAUUUAUUGAUAAAGAAAAUAUUAUUAAUAAAACUUGUCCAUCAAAAGAUUGUCUUGAAAAAGUUUUUCAAAAGAAUGGUAAAUACACUUGUUUCAUGUGUAAAACUAAUUGGGAUAAUUAUGAACCACGACUAUCAGCUAAGUUAACUGUGUGUGAUUGGUCAUCAGUAAUUUAUACAGUAGCACCUAAUGAUGUCGUUGAAAAAAUAAUUGGAUUAUCUGCUGUUGAAGUUGAUCAACUACAACGUGAUGAUAAAAAUAAAAUUAUUAAAAAACUUGCUGAUGUUUCAUAUCAACCAUAUCAAUUGAAAAUGAGGAUAAAAUAUGAACAAAAUAGCUAUCCUCAGUUGGAUGUAACUGUUGUUGAUGCCAAUCCAGUCAACUACAAGACAUACAACACUUAUUUGCUUGAGCGAAUCAAAAAUCAUAUGCGAAACAAGUAACUUAAUUUUUUCAUUAUUAUUAAUUAUCAUUCAUUCAUUUAUUAUAUUUUUUUGUUUUUUUUUUUUUUUUUUAUAAAAUCUUGUUUAUUUAAUUUUUUGGAAAAAAAAUGUUAACAAUCUAUAUAAUUGGUAAAAAAAUUCAUAACUAUUUUCAUAUUUUAUAAUUUGGAAUAACAAGAACAAUACAAAAUUUUUUUUUUUUUUUUAUAAAUAAUUAAUCUAUAAAUUUGAUCAUUAUAUGGCAAAUAGAAAAAAAAAAAAAAAGAAAAAAAAACUUUGGAAUAAUUUUUAAGUUUCAUGAUUUUUGAUUAUUGUCAUUUCACAUUAUUAUAACUUUAUUGUCUUAAUUAAUAUUAUUUAAAUUGAGUUUGCUGCAAAUUUUUUCGAUCUUACAAGAUCCCAACUAAUUGAUGAUGAGUCUUUAAUUGUGCAAAGUUC